Messenger RNA from Anopheles coustani, 1768 nucleotides. Its product is annotated as bile salt-activated lipase-like. The record is from RefSeq and is a predicted model, not a curated record. The coding region runs from base 1 to 1704 and encodes 567 amino acids. The transcript is spliced from 2 exons. NCBI's taxonomy places the organism in Eukaryota, Metazoa, Arthropoda, Insecta, Diptera, Culicidae.
AUGUUGUUCCGUGCUGUAGGGGAGAUUAUUGUGUUCGUGUUGAUAGCUGUUUGUUACGUUGCCUCGCAGGAUCCCGCGAGACCGAUUAUCACCAGCCCUGCUGGUCAAGUGCAAGGAACAACCGAAUCGUGUGGCCUGUUUUGUAGUUACUAUUCGUUCAAAGGAAUUCCGUACGCAGAACCACCGGUAGGGACGAGACGUUUUCGGAAUCCCGUCCCCCAUGGCGGGUGGACAGGGGUACGUGAUGGGUCUAGCCACGGGUCGGAUUGUCUGCAGGCGAGCGUGAUCCCGGGAGCGGUGCGUGGUAGUGAAGAUUGCCUGUUUCUGAACAUCUACACCCAGCUGCUUGUGGGCCAACGGCCCGUGAUGCUGUGGAUCCAUGGAGGCGGAUACGGUGCCAAUUCAGGCAACAGCGACGAGUUCGGUCCAGAGAAGCUGGUGCAGGAAAACGUGGUACUGGUAACGAUCAACUACCGACUGGGAGCGUUGGGAUUCCUCAGCACCGGCGAUCGGUAUGCCCAGGGAAAUUGGGGGCUGAAGGAUUGUCUGCAGGCGCUUCGAUGGGUCCGAGCAAACAUAGCCGCGUUCGGUGGUGAUCCAAGCAAUGUGACGCUGUUUGGUAAUUCAGCCGGUGCUGCGUUGGUCCAUUUGUUGGUGCUUGCUGACGCACCGGCCGAUGAAGGCCUGUUCCAUAGAGCGAUCGCCCAAAGCAGCACCACGCUGGUUCCGUACGCCUUUCAACCAGAGCCGCGAUUCUACGCCGACCGUAUCGCCUCGGCGCUCGGUUUUGGCACAGACAGUAGCGUCUACGUGGAGCAGUUGAGGUCCAUCCCGGCAGAGCAAUUUAUUCCCUUCCAGGAGGCAGCGUUUACAAUUCCCGUGCCUCGGUUUCUGCGUCCGAUCGACUUUGGGCCAGUCGUUGAGCCAUUCGACGCACCCGAAGAGACCAUCGUUCGACAGCGUCCGAUUGAGUUGAUCCGUGGACGUGGCCAUCGAGUCCCCUUCAUGGUAGGGUACACCGAUCUGGAGGGUGGGUUUUUUACGGCCCUCGAGAACGCUAUAGAUCCCACCGUCAAGCCACAGUUCAACGCCAAUCCGCACCUUUUGGUUCCCUUCUUCUGGAAUGUUUCACCUGGCAGUGCGGCAUCGACGCAGAUUAGUAAUGAAUUCCGGAACCACUAUUGGCAGGGUAGACCACUCGAUGCGAGUGUGGACUACGAGUGGACGGUGUACCAAACUGACCAUCAGUUUCUGUUCGCCAUCGAUCAGACGGUGCGACUGCAUGCACAGGCCGCUCCGUCAGUGCCACUGUACUAUUACCAGUUCGCGUACGAUGGAGAUUUGAAUCUGUACAAGAAAAUCUUCGGUGUUACGCACCCGGGCGCGAUACACACGGAUGAGUUACCGUACCAGUUCCACAUACCGGCAGCUAUGCUGGAACCGAUCUCGCCGACUAGUCAUGCGAACACCGUGAGCAGUCGUGUCGUGCGGAUGUGGACCAACUUUGCUCGGACCGGCAAUCCAACACCAGUGCAGGAUGCAUUAUUGCAAAACAUGCAAUGGCCUACGGUGGGGUCCGACGGGGCAGGCUAUCUUUCCAUCGGACACGACUUAGUACCAUGGCAGCAAUCACCAAAUCCUACCAGAAUGUCUCUUUGGUACAACCUCCAGCAAACGUACGCCAAUGCGCCGUUCGAAAUUUAACUCUUAAGAUUUCGUUCACUACCAUCCACUUGGAUGUUAUUUAGGCUUCAACGAAGAAAAGAUG